This is a messenger RNA of Geodia barretti, 3730 nucleotides long. The record is from the annotation of a GenBank genome assembly. Lineage: Eukaryota; Metazoa; Porifera; Demospongiae; Tetractinellida; Geodiidae.
GAGCGAUGAGUGUAUAUAAUAUACGACCGCCUACUCAUCCCUGCUAGAAAUCGGUUAUCUUCACGUCCAGACGACUUCGUCCGUACACUGUACUGCAGUCAGUAGGACGGGAGAUGGCGUCCACCUCCAGUAGGAGCGAUCUGAUGGACGAGUAUCACAGACUGGCGGCUGACACCCUCCUCGGUGCUGAGUCAAACAAGGUUGCUGUGGCAAUAUUGCAGGCUGCAGAGGGUGGUGAGUUACAGAGAUUGGUGAAGCUACUGACAGAACACAGGGACCUGGUGGAUGCUCGUCAUCCUGAUUCUGGGGAUACCCCUCUCAUUAAUGCUGCCAGGAGUGGACACAAAGAUGUAGUGGAUGUACUGCUGAGUUGUGGAGCAGAUAUAACUCUGGAGAACGACAGUGGAGACAGUGUGCUGGACGUGGCAGGAGACAGACUCCGCAGACAUAUCCUCAAGUCUAUCAGUCAUGAGGAUCGCUCCAUGAGCAAUGCCAAGGCUCUGCUGAGGUCUGCAUGGCUGGGGGAUUCCGUCAGGCUCAGGAGAUGUCUGUCUGGGUCCCAUUACCUGGAUGUCAACAACAGGAACAGUGAUGGCCUAACACCUCUGCUACUAGUCACCAGAGAUGUCUCCUUCUUCAGUAAAGUUCAAACAGCCAUGGAGACAGAAUACAACCCUGUAGAGGUACUGGAACAACUUUUGAACGAUCAUGCUGAUGUGAACCAGGCUGACAGUCAAGGUCAGGGUCCACUGCACCUCAUUGCCUCCUCUGGUCCAAGUAUCCACGCCACCAAGAUGGUCUCUCUUCUACUCCAACAUGGAUCAGCCACUGAUGCUCUGUCCUCGUCCUCCCAGUCUCCUCUCCACGUGGCCUCGUCUCAUGGUCACAUGACAGUCAUUGUGGCACUGGUGGAGGAGGGAGGGGCUGACAUCAACCUCCAGACCUCACAGACUGGGGACACCCCUCUCAUCAUCUCUGUCCGUGGAGGUCACAAUGAGGCAGCUCGUUACCUCCUGAGUAAAGGGGCUAACGUUACCAUGGUGAACGACAGUGGAGACUCGGCACUGACAGUGGCCAACAGCCCCAGAAUGAAGAGAAUGAUAAAAGAGGCUUGGACUGAGCAGACAGAGCAAGCUGCUGACAUGACAACAAAGUCAGACUCUGAUGUAACCUCACCACUGUCACCGGGGAAACCAGACAACAAAGACUCGUUCUUCCUCACGGACCGUCAGAUGAGUCGCAGUCUGGACUUCGACGAACAUCAGCUCACCAAUCCAGAUGACAGAGGGAGAGAGUGUUCAGGUGGUAGCUCCCCUCAAGCCCCUGACUCACCAGGUCAGCUGGCGGGGGAGAGAAGACGAGGGUCACGUGACACAUCAUGUGACGAGAGGGAGGCUGGAGAGGGAGGAGGAGGGGGUGUGGUCAGCGAGGGGGAGGGGAAAGCCGGCAGGGAGAAGAGAGGAACGAGACAGAAGUCAAAGAUGAAAAGAAGAGUUCAGUCUGAGAGUAUUCUUGUCGGUGAACCAGCUGGAAGUGGUAGGAGCUCAAGACUGGACCUGAGGUCCACACACCCUGUGGACAAUACCAGACAGCGAGCUAUGUCUACUGAUGAGCAGUCUGGAACAAGAGGACCUGUAUGGGUGUCUGGUGCUGGGAGGAGGAUUGUUGGAGGGGAUGAUAGAGAUAGGCAAGCUGGUGACAAAGAAAUGAAGACCACGUCAAAAGCUAGUGCUGCCAGUCGGAAAAAGCCGUCCGGUCUCCUCUCCCAGACCAAGACCAACAUUCAUAUGACCACCAAGAAAGCAUCACGUGAUGGUCAUGUGAUCAGCAACAGACCUCAGAGCAGAGCCCCUCAACCAGGGAGAGAUCAGCAGCGCCUUCCUCAAGUCUACACCUACUCCUCACCGCCAGCACCUAAACUGGCCGGCAGUUCCAGGAGCCAGGAGGACGGGAGCAGGCUCCCUCGCCUUAACCUGAGAGGAAUGAAGGCAGUGAGUGUGAUGAGUGUGGACACCAGGCAAGACAACCUGCGGGUGAGGCAGGUGCCCAGGACGACAGGCAGUGAGAGUCCUCUGCAGAGGUCUCGCUCUCUCAUGGCUUGUGCCAGUGGAGACAACAAGCUAAAGUCUCUGGGUCAAAAGAGGAACAGCACUGGCUCCAUUUACCAAUUCCCCCCGCCAGAUCAGAACAAGGGUGCUCUACAGCCAAGACUGGUGGCCCAACAGCUUUUUAGCUUCCCCUCACACCAUCCCUCCUCACAUCAUCCCUCUUCACAUCCCGUCCCACCCUCCCCUCAUCACCCUCCUCCCCUCGGGACUCAGAAGAGACUCCAACCAACAACUCCAGCCACACCCAACCCCACCCUACAAUCUCAGGGGAACCGAAUCAAUCUAAAUUUCCCGACCCCCCAGAAGAACAGGAACCCCCAGCCUCCUCCCCUUCAACCAAAACUGUCUGUGGUGGUCGAACUGUCCGAGAGCAUCGGCAGCUCCACCCAUUUUGACCACGCCCUCCUUGACUCCACCCCCUCUGACCACGCCCUCGUCGACUCCACCCCAGGUCCAAUCUCCACUAUCUCCCCAUCUGCUCUUCCUGCGACUGUAGAGAAGUUUUACCAGCUGACUCGCCAGCCAUCUAGCCCCACCCCCUCGUCAAACACCAUCAUCAACUACGCGGCAGUGAGUGGCUCCACCCCUCUCUCCCCGAUAUGGAACCUGGACCUUCCGCAGUCUGCGUCCAGUUCUAGUUCCAAUUACAUCAUCAGUGCUCUUGCCGACGGCCCCUCCCCUCUUCUCGGUCUCCGUUCCAAUCCCAGAGCCGCCCCUGGUCUGGACUCGGGGCACUCCACUGACGAGGAGAGGGUGGAGGAGGAGGAGGAGGAGGGAGGGAGCAGUGAAAGUUCUAGUGAGGCGGAGUCAGUGGGUGUGGGCGUCAUUAGAUCUCUGCAGUGGAAGAGAGGCAGGCUGCUGGGGAAGGGGGCCUUCGGGAAGGUAUGGGAGGGGCUUCUGGACUCCGCCCAGAUGAUUGCCGUGAAGGAGGUGGAGCUUGACAUUGUGGGCCAGAAGGCUCAGUCGCAAUACGAGAAGCUGAGACUAGAGGUGGAGAUCCUGCGAAGUGUGAGGCACAAGAACGUGGUCAGCUACCUGGGGACCAGCAUGGACGACGGACACGUCUACAUCUUCAUGGACCUCAUUCCUGGUGGCUCCCUCCUCAGUAUCCUCAAGAGGUUUGGCCCACUGAGUGACAUGACAUGCAGUCACUACACACGACAGAUAGUGCAGGCACUGAAAUACCUCCACAGUAACGGCAUAGUACACAGGGACAUCAAGGGAGCAAAUGUGAUGGUGACUCAAAACGGAGUGAUAAAACUGAUUGACUUUGGAUCAGCAAAACAGGAGGUUGCUGGAGACUUGAUCUCGGUACGAGGAACUCCGUACUGGAUGGCUCCGGAGGUGAUCAGGGGGGAGGGGCAUGGGAGGAAAUCAGAUAUCUGGAGUCUUGGGUGUACCGUUCAUGAAUGGCCACCUCCAAACCUCCGUGGGCUGAUAAUCCUCCUGAGGCGGCCAUCUUUCGGAUUGGAACAGGCACCCCUAUCCCCCCUCUUCCUGACCGACUCUCCUCUGAUCUCAUCUCUUUCAUAUACAGAUGUGUGACAAGAGACCCAAUCCAGAGACCUGGAGCUGACCAACUCCUGAAAGACCAUUUCCUCAACAAAUUCAAAAAAAGAAGA